AUGGCUUCCAUGGCGACCAACGAGAACCUCCCACCAACCGUCAUCAGGCAAUUGGCUAAAGAACUGAAGAAUCUUGACGACUCACCUCCAGAAGGGAUCAAAGUUAUUGUUAAUGACGAUGACUUCGCCACUAUUUUUGCUGAUAUUGAGGGCCCUGCUGGAACUCCAUAUGAGAAUGGAAUAUUCCGGAUGAAGCUAAUAUUAUCUCGGGACUUCCCUCAGUCACCUCCAAAAGGAUUUUUCACGACUAAAAUUUUUCAUCCAAACAUUGCAACUAGCGGUGAGAUAUGUGUUAACACAUUGAAGAAGGAUUGGAAUCCUAGCCUUGGAUUAAGGCAUGUUCUGCUGGUAGUGAGAUGCCUCCUGAUUGAGCCAUUUCCUGAAUCUGCCCUCAAUGAGCAAGCUGGGAAGUUGCUGCUUGAGAACUACGAGGAGUAUGCACGGCAUGCAAGGCUAUAUACCAGUAUCCAUGCUCUCAGACCCAAGAAUAAGUCCAAGAGUGGAGCUAUCUCUGAGUCAACGGCAGCUCUGAAUAAGGGCCAGCCUCAUACUGUUCUUGCGCCAAUAUCUACCUCUACCGGCACAAAAGCAUUUGGCCCGAAUUCGCAGGAUCGGAAUGCUGCCCCUUCUGCUGUCUCAGGUGGAGCAUCGGCAGCGCCCAGGAAGGACGGGCCACUGGCCGUGAAAGUCCCCGUCGAUAAGAAGAAGAUGGAUGCGAGGAAGAAGAGUUUGAAGAGAUUAUAA
Messenger RNA from Triticum turgidum subsp. durum (durum wheat), 744 nucleotides. The record is from the annotation of a GenBank genome assembly. NCBI's taxonomy places the organism in Eukaryota, Viridiplantae, Streptophyta, Magnoliopsida, Poales, Poaceae.